AUGAAUCUUUUUCAAUAGGUUUGCUUAAAUAAUUCAUGUAAAGCUGUUAAUAGAGUUUAUUGUCUUAAAUGUGAUAAAAGAAUUGAACAUUUUGCUUGUCAAAAUAAUUUAAAAGAUGAAAAAGGAUUAAUUGGAUUUUUUGAAGAUAUUGGGAAAAAAAUAGAGCUUUACAUAGAGAAAUUAUAAGAGAGCUUACAAGAAAUUUUAGAAAAUUUUAAUGAAUUAACUUACAAGUUGAGAGAUAAAUAUCAAUAUAAUCAAUAGAGACUUUAAGAAUUAAAUGAAUCGAAAUUAAAGACAAUAAUAGACGAAAUUUUUUAAUUUUAAAGUGAUUUUGAGAAAGGCUUAGAAAAAGAGAUUCAGAAUUGUUCAAAAGAAAUGUUAAUAUAAUUAAAUAAUUGGAUUAAGAAAUUAAGUACACCAAUUGCACAAUAUACAUCUUAAUUAUUAGAGCCUUCCAUAUCAGAGUCACGAUUAAAGGAGAGGAAAUAGGAAACACCUAAUAAAUCUUUAAAAGAAAUGAAAUAACCCUAAAAGCAAACAUAAUUAUUAGACGAAUGUCCAAAACGUCAAGAAUAUGAGCGUUACAUCGAAUAUCAUCCCUCAGUUUUCCAAAAGAAGAAAAAAGCAACUCUUCGAGAUCCUGAUAUUUUAUAAGAAGUAUUUAAGCAUUUACCUGAAUACACGAAAUUCGAGUUAGAUCCAAAAAUAAAUAAAAUUCAAAAUACUUUUAAGUUCCUUAGCAUAGAAAUUAACUAACAAUCCUUUGACAGCAAUAUUACCUAAAUCUAAAGGUUAAGGAUCCCUGAUGAUUAUACAGUAACAUGCCAUGGUGACAGGUGUUGUGUAAGAACUUUGCAACCAUUAAUUUUCAGUGAGAAUAAAGAAAUAGUAACUUUUAAGGAUGAUGUAUUUAUUCUUAAGAAGAAUAUUGGAAUAAAAUAAAGAUAAAUGAAUGAAGCAAUUCAAGAAUCUAAAUCCCAUCUAAUUUCGAAAAGACUAAUGCAAAAAUUUGUUUUGUAAUUAAAUGAGAAAGGGUGCAAAAUUCCUCCUAUUAUAUUUUCAGAUCUCCUAAUUCUUAAAGAAAAUGAAAAGAUCUUUUGGAUUGCAGAGAGACUUUAAAAGGGAGAUUUUGUAAGAUAUAAUAGUGACCAAGGAUAUAUAAAUAGUGAUGAUAAUCUAUUAAGCAAUACUACAUUAGUGAUUUGGAUUAUUUAAUUUGCAAUUUGUAAGGAGUAGGUUGUGUUCUUACAGAUCCGAUAAUCCAUACAUAAAGUGGGGGUUUUUAAGAAUAUGAUUGCGGCGAUGAAGGUAUAGGUUAUUAUAUGA
Messenger RNA from Paramecium tetraurelia, 1329 nucleotides. RefSeq lists its product as uncharacterized. The transcript is spliced from 4 exons. The record is from RefSeq and is a predicted model, not a curated record. Gene Ontology annotation, molecular function: ATP binding; protein serine/threonine kinase activity. Gene Ontology annotation, biological process: peptidyl-threonine phosphorylation. NCBI's taxonomy places the organism in Eukaryota, Ciliophora, Oligohymenophorea, Peniculida, Parameciidae. Gene Ontology annotation, cellular component: cytoplasm.